AAUAUUAAGAUAAGUUUAUAUAAUAUAAUAAGUUUUUUUUAUUAUUAUAAAAAGUUAUUCUAUAAAAUGUCCGAUCCGCGUUUACGUACAUUAAAAAUCAAAACCGGUGUUGUAAAACGUCUAACGAAAGAAAAAAUAACUUAUGAAAAAGAGGCUACUCAACAACAAGAACGCGUUGAAAAAUAUAAAAAAGAAGGUAAAGAUCAGCAUGAUAUUAAAAAACAAGAAGAAGUUUUACAAGAGUCAUUGAUGAUGGUUCCUGAUUGUCAACGUCGAUUAGUAAAAGCUUAUGAAGAAUUGAAAAAUAUAUUGGAUUCGGAACAAGAUUUAAAAGAAACAGAAACUUAUAUUGAAGCUGAAAAAAUAAUUGCUGAGGCAAAAAUUCAAUUACCGAAGGAAAUUACUAAUUUAGCAUAA
Molecule: messenger RNA, 417 nt
Organism: Cotesia congregata
Lineage: Eukaryota; Metazoa; Arthropoda; Insecta; Hymenoptera; Braconidae
Source: the annotation of a GenBank genome assembly